AUGAAAACAGUUUCUAAUCAUCCUCAGAAGUGCCUUGGGAGAGAGCCAUCGGAGGCCAGGGGACAAGUGAAAAGUUCAGUCAAAAGCCAAGACCAGCUUCUCCCCAGCCGGCCAUGCAGGAGGGAGGCCGAGAUGGCAGAUGAGAUCGCUAAGGCUCAGGCCGCCCGGCCUGGUGGGAACACAAUCUUCAGGAAGAUCAUUCAUAAGGAAAUCCCAGCCAGAAUCAUUUAUGAGGAUGACCAGUGUCUUGCUUUCCACGACAUUUGCCCUCGAGCACCAACACAUUUUCUGGUGAUACCCAAGAAACAUAUAUCCCAGAUUUCUUCGGCAGAAGAUGACGAUGAAAGUCUUCUUGGACAUUUAAUGAUUUUUGGCAAGAAAUGUGCUGCUGAUCUGGGCCUGAAGAAGCGUUAUCGAGUGGUGGUGAAUGAAGGUUCAGAUGGGGGACGGUCUGUCUGUCAUGUUCAUCUCCGUGUUCUUAGAGGUUGGCGGAUGAAUUGGCCGCCUGGGUAA
Messenger RNA from Globicephala melas (long-finned pilot whale), 513 nucleotides. Lineage: Eukaryota; Metazoa; Chordata; Mammalia; Artiodactyla; Delphinidae. The record is from RefSeq and is a predicted model, not a curated record.